Filobasidium floriforme is the source of this 847-nucleotide messenger RNA. RefSeq names its product NO signaling/Golgi transport ligand-binding domain-containing protein. The transcript has 6 exons. The coding region runs from base 75 to 764 and encodes 229 amino acids. Gene Ontology annotation, cellular component: cytosol; cis-Golgi network membrane; TRAPP complex. Gene Ontology annotation, biological process: intra-Golgi vesicle-mediated transport; endoplasmic reticulum to Golgi vesicle-mediated transport. The record is from RefSeq and is a predicted model, not a curated record. NCBI's taxonomy places the organism in Eukaryota, Fungi, Basidiomycota, Tremellomycetes, Filobasidiales, Filobasidiaceae.
CCUAACCAAACCGUAUGCAUUUGACAUAGCUAUAUAGCUAUAGCUAUUCAGAAUUUCUUGCCGCUUACAACAAGAUGUCUGUAGCAGCUGCUAAUGCGAAACACUACAAGGCACUCGGGGAAGACCAGUGGAAGAACCGCACAGAGAAGGUCAAUGCCGAGCUCUUCAGUUUGACCUAUGGAGCUCUGGUCGUCCAGCUCAUCAAGGAUUACGAAGAUUAUGGAGAGGUCAACAAGCAACUGGACAAGAUGGGCUAUAACAUUGGCACCCGUCUCAUAGAGGAUUUCCUGGCACGGACUUCGAUGCCACGUUGCGCUGAUAUCCGCGAGACCGCCGAAGUAGUCUCCAAAGUCGGAUUCAAAUCCUUUCUGAACAUCACGCCUACCAUUUCCUUUCCCCAAAACAACACGCAAUCCACGCCGAGCUCUGCCGGGGCAAAAGGGCCGACUGAAUUCAUUUUGACUUUUGACGAGAAUCCACUGGCAGAGUUCGCAGAAUUGCCGAAAGACGCCAUGGGUACAAAAGGAAAGCCGCAGGCCGGGCCGACCAGGACGAAAUGGGCGACCGGCGAAGUCGGUGGGCAGGAGGAAGGGCUAUGGUUCAGCAACAUCUAUUGUGGCGUGAUAAGGGGUUGUCUUGAGAUGAUACAAAUGCAAGUCGAAACGACCUUCUUGUCGGAUGUUCUGCGAGGUGACGAGUCUACGGAUAUUCAUGUCAAACUUGUACGGAUGCUGGAAGAAGAACAGCCUAUAGAUGACGAGUGAAGAGACAUUGGCCCAAAAUGUCACGAGUUGUAUACAAAAGCAGAACACCCUGUAAAUCUACGAGCCAUUUCCAAUCUUGCGGG